Messenger RNA from Closterium sp. Naga37s-1, 663 nucleotides. The record is from the annotation of a GenBank genome assembly. NCBI's taxonomy places the organism in Eukaryota, Viridiplantae, Streptophyta, Zygnematophyceae, Desmidiales, Closteriaceae.
AUGGCUCUGGCUGUGGCCUCGUCAUCGUCUUUUGGACUAAAUCGUUCGUUCUCGCCGCGUCUCCCCGCGCCGCUUCGUGCCUCGGCGGCGCCUCUUGUCGGAAACCAGAUGCGCCUCGCUGUUUGCGUUCUGCUCAUCGUGCUCGUCCUUCCAGCAGCUGUGGCUGCGCCAACAGCCAGUCCCCCCCCUCCGCCCGGCCCUGCCGGUUCACCCCCUCCUGCGCCCUCUAGCUGCGUCAUGCAGCGGCGCAUAUGCCCGUGGGUGUGUGACAAUAACAAGAGUGAUCCUCCCUGCCUGUUGAGGAAGGUCUGCCCGAAGGGCCAUGGCAAGGGUACUGCAAACUGUCUUCCUGCUCAUGCUCGUCCUUCCGACAGGUGUUUCCUCCGCACCUCCUCCUCCGGGUGUUUCCUCCGCACCUCCUCCACCGGGUGUUGCCUCCCCACCUCCCCCUCCUGCCCCUGCCACAUCAUCGCCCCCACCUCCCCCUCCUUCCCCUCCUCCCCCUUCUCCCCCUCCCCCCUCUCCUCCCCCUCCCUCGCCUCCUCCUCCCUCUCCUCCUCCUCCCUCGCCUCCUCCUCCCUCUCCUCCCCCUCCCUCCUCUCCGCCCCCUUCUCUCCCUCCUCCCCCUCCCGCCCCUGCUACAACAUCUCCCCCACCCCCUGA